AAGAAUGUCUUCCAAGCAAGCCACCUCUCCAUUUGCCUGUGCAGCUGAUGGAGAGGAAGCCAUGACCCAAGAUUUGACCUCCAGGGAAAAGGAAGAGGGUGGUGAUCAACAUGUGGCCUCCCAUCUGCCUCUGCACCCCAUAAUGCACAACAAACCUCACUCUGAGGAGCUACCAACACUUGUCAAUACCAUUCAACAAGAUGCUGACUGGGAUACUGUUCUGUCAUCUCAGCAAAGAAUGGAGUCAGAGAAUAAUAAGUUAUGUUCCCUAUAUUCCUUCCGAAAUACCUCUACCUCACCACAUAAGCCUGACGAAGGGAGUCGGGACCGCGAGAUAAUGACCAGUGUUACUUUUGGAACCCCAGAACGCCGCAAAGGGAGCCUUGCCGAUGUGGUGGACACACUGAAACAGAAGAAGCUUGAGGAAAUGACUCGAACUGAACAAGAGGAUUCCUCCUGCAUGGAAAAACUACUUUCAAAAGAUUGGAAGGAAAAAAUGGAAAGACUAAAUACCAGUGAACUUCUUGGAGAAAUUAAAGGUACACCUGAGAGCCUGGCAGAGAAGGAACGGCAGCUCUCUACUAUGAUUACCCAGCUGAUCAGUUUACGGGAGCAGCUCCUGGCAGCGCAUGAUGAACAGAAAAAACUGGCAGCCUCACAAAUUGAGAAACAACGGCAGCAAAUGGACCUUGCUCGCCAACAGCAAGAACAGAUUGCAAGACAACAGCAGCAACUUCUGCAGCAGCAGCACAAAAUUAAUCUCCUCCAGCAACAGAUCCAGGUUCAGGGUCACAUGCCUCCGCUCAUGAUCCCAAUUUUUCCACAUGACCAGCGGACCCUGGCAGCCGCUGCCGCCGCCCAGCAGGGCUUCCUCUUCCCCCCUGGGAUAACAUACAAGCCAGGUGAUAACUACCCUGUACAGUUCAUUUCAUCAACAAUGGCAGCUGCUGCUACUUCUGGACUCAGCCCUUUACAGCUCCAGAAGGGUCAUGUCUCCCACCCACAAAUUAACCCAAGGCUAAAAGGCCUAAGUGACCGUUUUGGCAGGAGUUUGGACACCUUUGAACAUGGUGGUGGCCACUCUUACAACCAGAAACAGAUUGAGCAGCUCUAUGCCGCUCAGCUGGCCAGCAUGCAGGUGUCACCUGGAGCAAAGAUGCCCUCAGCUCCACAGCCACCAAACACAGCAGGGGCAGUCUCACCUACUGCGAUAAAAAAUGAAAAGAGAGGGACCAGCCCUGUAACUCAAGUUAAGGACGAAGCAGCCGCACAGCCGCUGAAUCUCUCUUCCCGACCCAAGACAGCCGAGCCUGUAAAGUCCCCGACAUCUCCCACCCAGAGUCUCUUCCCAGCCAGCAAAACCAGCCCCGUUAACCUGCCGAACAAAAGCAGCAUCCCCAGCCCCAUUGGAGGAAGUUUGGGAAGAGGAUCCUCUUUAGAUAUCCUGUCCAGUCUCAACUCCCCUGCCCUGUUUGGAGAUCAGGAUACAGUGAUGAAAGCCAUUCAGGAGGCUCGGAAAAUGCGAGAACAGAUCCAGCGGGAGCAACAGCAGCAGCAGCCGCAUGGUGUUGAUGGGAAACUGUCUUCCAUGAACAAUAUGGGGCUGAACAACUGCAGGAAUGAAAAGGAAAGAACACGCUUUGAGAAUUUGGGGCCCCAGUUAACAGGAAAGUCCAGUGAAGAUGGAAAGCUGGGCCCAGGUGUCAUCGAUCUUACUCGGCCAGAAGACGCAGAGGGAAGUAAAGCAAUGAAUGGCUCUGCAGCUAAACUACAGCAGUAUUAUUGUUGGCCAACAGGAGGCGCCACUGUGGCUGAAGCACGAGUCUACAGGGAUGCCCGCAGCCGGGCCAGCAGCGAGCCACACAUCAAGCGACCAAUGAAUGCUUUCAUGGUUUGGGCGAAGGAUGAGAGGAGGAAAAUCCUUCAGGCCUUCCCCGACAUGCAUAACUCCAACAUUAGCAAAAUCUUAGGGUCUCGCUGGAAAUCCAUGUCCAACCAAGAGAAGCAACCUUACUACGAAGAGCAGGCCCGACUAAGCAAGAUCCACUUAGAGAAGUACCCGAACUACAAAUACAAGCCUCGACCGAAACGCACCUGCAUUGUUGAUGGCAAAAAGCUCCGGAUCGGGGAGUAUAAGCAACUGAUGAGGUCUCGGAGACAGGAGAUGAGGCAGUUCUUUACCGUGGGGCAGCAGCCUCAGAUUCCAAUCACCACAGGAACAGGUGUUGUGUAUCCUGGUGCUAUUACUAUGGCAACUACCACACCGUCACCUCAGAUGACAUCUGACUGCUCUAGCACCUCGGCCAGCCCAGAGCCCAGCCUCCCGGUCAUCCAGAGCACUUAUGGUAUGAAGACAGACGGAGGAAGCCUAGCUGGAAAUGAAAUGAUUAAUGGAGAGGAUGAAAUGGAAAUGUAUGACGACUAUGAAGAGGACCCCAAAUCAGACUAUAGCAGUGAAAAUGAAGCCCCGGAAGCUGUCAGUGCCAACUGAGGAGUGUUUGUUUGCUGAAUUAAAAUACUUUGACAUUUCACCUCCCCUCCCCCAACAAAAGUUCUUAAAGAGCCCGCAUGCAUUUGUGGCUCCACAAUUACAUCAGCAGAAUGGUCUUAAUUGUUUCGUAAAGUGUGAGACAGAUUGAGUUUUUCCUGAUUUUUCAUGAACUUGAGUUUUUGUCGUAUUGUUAUUGUUGUUGUUGUUGUUGUUUUUUAAUUUAGGUGAAGACAUAUUAAAUAUGAGACACCAGGACUUGAAAACUUAUCUCAACCCAUAGCUGUCUUACAAGUCUUAUAUUUUUGUCUUACUCUUUUUUUUCUUUUGGAUGUUGAUAAAGGUUUAAGUUACUGUUUUAGAUGGGGUUAAACAUUCUCACUCAGGUAUGCUGUGCCGGCCUACAGGUUGUGAAUGUGUUUUUAUUCUGAAUUAUUUUAGAGAACAACUAAGGAUUUCCUGUCGUGAGACAGAACCAGCCCACAGCACGCACAGCUGCGCGCAGAGCAUAUUCAAAAGGCCUCGGAAUUCCAUUGUUUCCACGUGUAGAGUUAAACUUUGAAUGUGCCAAACUUUUUCAUAACUUUUGAAUCUUAAUGUUUGGAAAGUCUUAAAGGAGACACUGCAAAGUCUUAGACAAUCUUUGGCAUCUUAAGAUAAAACAGCAAACCAGACAUUUUUUUUUUCCAGAAAAUGGUAAAGUACUCAGGAAUCUGGAGACAAGAUAUUGUAAGGAAUGAACAAGGUUGCCACAGUGCAGGUACCCAAUUGUGUUUGCCUCUUGACGUGCCAUCACGUGUGACGCGCUAUGCCGCAUGCGCACCAGAGCGAUCACCACACCGAUACCAACCUGGUGGUCUUCUCUGCCGGAGACCACCUCUCACUACAUCCAUUAUCCCUUUGCCUUUUAACCCUGACAUUCAGUCUUAACACAUUUUCUCUUAAAUUAUUCAUUCCAGAAUGUCAAGGGUCCACAUACUAUUUAUUUGAAAAAAAAUGUUUGUGGCAUUAAUUUAAUAAUUCUUGUUUUUCACCCUCCUUUCCUGCCCGUUUCACCUCCUUCUCCUGCUAGAUACAAAAGAUACACACAGUGAUUUUAUGUCCCCUGAGCAUCUGGACACAUUUGUGAAACAAGAUACUAUUCAAUACUUUUAUUGUUUUUCAACAUAAAUGCAUAUCUGGCUGCAGGGCUGUGUAUUUGGAUACAGGUGUAAGGUCUUACACUUUAACAGAUACGCCCCUGAGGUUCGCUGGGACCUCACAUCCUUUGCCAGAAUUCCCCUCUAACUCAGUUGAGCAGCAGUGGUAGCAUCUGCAUCUCGGGGUUUCCCCGAAAUGCCAUUCAGCAGCACGGGUCAGCAGUGGAGACCACCAGGCAGGACAGUCCUGCAGUCAAACCCAAACCCAAGGUUGUGGACCAGGGAGGAGGCCACAGUGAUGCUGUCAUGAGCUGGCACCUUCGAACGGAGUAGCCUUGUCACAUCUGGCACAUCUAGAGAGUUUUUUGUAAAAUCUCCAGGAUGCAAGAAGCCACAUGACAGCCUCAAGGCAAAGAUAGAGGCAAAUAGUCAUGCUACAUCCAGAGAAUGAAAGAAAAUCAUAGGGAAGGAGAAGGAGGGGAAACACAUUCCCUCUGUGGGAUGUUCCUACUGGUAACUCUGGGGAACGGAUGACCUCUGGGGCAGCGGCUGAGCCCCUCGGGCUCACUCCCUCUAUCCGUGGCCACAUGGGGGUGGGGGCCUGCCUCCCUGUGAACCAGAUUAACUGCACUGGUCACAUAAGGGUUUCUCUGGAGAUGUGCUGAUGGGCUGGGAGGCAGUGAGGUUUCAUUCCCCAUCUCCUAACGACAGGGAGCUCAGCCAUGCCAGUUUGACCUUCCUGAAACCAGGACUGACUCUCUGUGGAGUGGGGGGAGGGGCCUCACCCGGAGUGGUUCAGUGGGAAAACGUCAGUUAGUGGGACAGUUCACCUCAUGGGACAACCCAGAAUCUGAUCACCAGGACAUAGGAACGGCCCCGUCAGAGUUCUUGAGCCAUUUUGUCACUUGGAAGAAAAUAGUGUACCUUCAUAUUUAUUUAAAGAGUGCUCAAGGCCAUACCUAAUAGCAAUAAACAGGUCUAGCCAAGAUGUUCCUGGCUAGGUCAUUAGCUCCAGUGCUCUCCAUAAGCUGAUUAAGGUACUGAUAGGAAUGUUUUGUUCUUAGUAUUGGUUGGGGAUUAGAACUUUGUUUUUGUACAUUUAUUUCAAAUGAGGAGGAGGUCAUUUUUUUCUAAAAAAAAUGAAUAUUUAUUAUUGUUUUACUGAUUUCUGUUGAUUACAUAUACCUCUCCUCCUCACUUCAUUCUCACAUUUUUGCUCUUUCUCUUGGACUCUUGCGUUUGCUCUCUCCUCUCUCCUCCUUUUUUAUUUUGUCGCAUAGGUAGAAUGCUGUAUGGCUAGCAUUGUAUUGUAUGUAAUUUUGCACAAAGGCAAACAUUUAGGAUAGUAGGUUAAUUUUGUUUUUAUGACCAUGCCAAAAUAAUAUUCUGGGCUGGUGGAGAACAAAGGACUGUUCUUUAGGAUUGAAACUUGAUUUUGCUUGUAGUUAAAAAAAAAAAAAGAAAAAGAAAAAAACAACAAAAAACACACACACUCACAGAUGUUGUUUCGUAAGUGUUAUAAGCACUGGAUAUAAAUGGUAUUUUUUAUCACUUCUGACUAAUGUGAAACUUGUACGAAAACUACACGAACAAAAGUCAUCUGUUUCGACUCGUGUGGGCUUGCCUCACAGUUGCCGGAUUUGAGUCAUUUUUAUGUCUUGUUAUUUCAUUUAUUUAUGCAAAAUACAUGUGUGUAUGAACACUUUGUUUUAGCUCCAGCUCUGCCUCGGUACUGGGGUGCAGUCACUUCUGGCCAUGUUCUUAAAAGCGAAAGGCUAUUCAGGAACGAUCUGAUUGUAAACGUCUCUUUCAUUGGGUCAAACGGCGACGCUGUAUUUGAAUCUAAAUUCUGUGCAUAAGCAGUUUAUUUAUUAGCCAAGUUUGGCUCUAAAUAUCCAUGGAAACUAAGAAUGACAAUCAUAGGGAUCACUUCGUUUUAUUUUCAGUGGGGCUUAAACAAAGUUCUUAUGACUCUGCCAUCUCAUUUUAGAUUUUUCUAAUUGUGUAAAUAUAACAUAGAAAUAGAAUUUAUUUUUGGUUCAUGAAUACGUAGUGAGAUAUAAGUUAUGUAUUUCCUUUUUAUUCUCUCUCCGUGUACGUUGGUCCAGACUAGAAGGUGACGGGUCACUGCACCUCGUGGGGACAGUGGGUCAGCAGCUACAGUGAGAGAACAGUGUCCCACCUGCAGCUGGGGAAGUAAAACCCUUCACUCGGGUUCCCAGGCAGUUUAGAGCCCAUUGUCCACAGACUCAGACUUUUUCUUAUUUUUCUUUCAUAGAAAGUCGAUGAAUUGAAUAUACGAAAUUUCCGUUACAGCUGGGGAAGAGUCAGUUUGCUUUUGUAAAUCCACAUAAAUCUUACAAGGUAGUUCUGUGACCAUUUAGUAGCAAGAAGCAUGAAUGCCUCCGAGACUGACCAUUAAUAAAAGUCCUACCAUGCCCAUUAGAUUAAAGAAUGCUAAUCAACUGUUUUCAGUGCUUCCUAUUUCACAGUAUCUUCAAAUCAAAGAACAAUCAUCUCCAUGUUUUGUUAAAGAACUUACAGGAUCAGGAUUUUCCUUGUCACUUAGAAGAAGGACACUGGCACACAAUCCUCUCCUAAAAAACAUGGGAUAGGAAGGAAGGAAGGAAAGCACGGAACGAAGGAAGAAAACAAAAGGAAGGAAGGAAGGCAGAGACAGAAAGGAAGGGAGAGAGAAAGAAAAGGCCAGUUUAUGGAUGGCUGCCGCCAGGCAGGCAGUUUCUCUGUUUCCUUGGCAGAGGCAACGCAGUACCUUCUCCGGGAAGGUAAGAAAGUUAUGUCGUUUUCACGUGUAUUCAGCUCAGUCUUUCAGGAGCACAUCAGUUUGCUUCAUUCGGUAUUCGAUACCGGCCAGGCCUGAUUCCAUUUGCCAGGGUCCUGACAGCCUCCCAGGCCAAGUUCUAAAUUCAGGUGUGGGCUCACGGUGUUGUUGAGCUUGUCAAAUUCUGGCCUCCCUGCACAUUAGCCCCCCUGGAGCCUGGGGUGUUUGAAAAGGGUGUGAUCACUCUAGAGCUGAAAUUAAAGGCUUCUUUCUUUUCCUUACGAAGCCAGGCUGCUGCCUCGGAGCGCAGCCUCCGGAGCCGGAGCACAGGCACUAGCUGAAAGCGGGGAUUCUUCCAGGGAAGCCCAUCCACCCCAGUAGGAAGGCGGCCUGGUCACUUGAACACCACAGGCAGAGGCUGCUUCUCUCCAUUUACUCAUUUUGCAAAGAGCUGACCUCCACCUACUCAUUAGGGAAAGGAAAAAGAGUCACUUAGUAGUUUUAAACCAGAUGAGAAGUCCUGUUCCAAGUGCCAACGACUACAACGAAUGCAGCUAGAGGAAUGUAUUGAAAUUAUUACUGGGUCUUCCUUUCUAAUGAGAAAAUGACAAAAAUGGUUGCUGUAGCCUUGCCUGAUUUUGUACACGUUUGUCUAAGGACUGAGUUGGCACUGAAGCUCACUUCUCAAAGUAUAAAUAAUAUUGUAUGACCUCAUCUGUCCCUUUACAGAAGCGCCUGCAUCAUUUCCUUAAGCCACCUGCCCCCUGACAUGUCUUCUUCCUUAAUAAAAACUUCUAUCUGUUACUCCUGCCGAUUAUGUUCUGUUUCUGAUGCCAUAUACUGUUGAGCGUAACCCUCUGCUAAUGUCAUUGCAAAUAUUGAUAUGCAAACACCUUUCCUGUUCAUCCCCAUCCCAUCUUCCCUUCUGGGGACAGAUUGCUUUCCAAAAGCUCAUGAACAGGUAUGGGGAGUGCCGGUACCUUUGGGGCAGGGCCGGCACCUUCUCUGAGGUGGUGGGGGACAGAAAGGUAAUGCUUAGUGCAGAUUCUCUUCCAACUGGUGUCCGUGGCUCUAUGAACAUUUGACAGCAAGUCAGUGACAUAUCUUGCUCAGUAGUUUCUUAUUCCUGAAGAACCACAAGGUGAGGCCUCAGUGCUGGUGCUCUUGGAGUAUGGGGAAUGUGCAAAUAUUUAACUGUUUUGUAUGCUGCACAUUGCAGAUCUGCUCAUGUGCAUUCUCCGUUUGUCUUCCUUUGUCAUAUGUGUCUUUGCUUUUUUUUUUGAAAGUGCAGUCUUUAUUGUACCCUUCUCCAGCUUGCAGCAAAUUAGAAUGCUUAGCAUUUUAUGUUCAUUCAUUAUUGUAUUUGCCAUGUAAAAUUUUUAUUACCCUAGACAAGCUUAUAAGCUGUUACUACAUAACUUAUCUUACUGUAACUCUUUUGUUUCCCGACCUUGUAAUUUGUUUGUGAUGUAUAUUGUGAGAUUGUAUUCUAUGUUAAUUUAAUCAGCACAAUUCACUGACAUGCUGGACUGACAUGCUGGCUGCUGUUUCCAGGUGUAAAGUUUGUGUAGGGCUGUUGGGACAACUGCGGCUUGUUGUCAAGGUACUGUGCAACACUGCGGGUGUGGCCCCUCAGACGCUAAGGGCCCUCGCUACACCCUUGAGCAAAUUUAACUGCAGAUUUUCUUUGUAGAAGUUCUAUGUAUAACGCAGGUACCUACUUGGCCCAUGGCUGGUAACUAUUUGGGCAAUUAGAAAAAAAAAGAAAACAAAAACCAUAAAAACUAGUGUCUAUUGCUGCUUUGAAUAUGUUUGAAAGUCUGAAAAUGUAAAUAAUUUAUCAAAAAAAAAUCUUGUACAGUCCAGUGUAAAGUUUUUAAAUGACCUUAAGGGUUGCCAUCACAUCUCUCUCGCACUCUCCUCUCGAUCAUGGAAAAAAAAGUUUGCUAAGGAUUAAAGAAAUGGGAAAAAAAGAAUCUCUUCAAAUAUAGAGGAAUGAAUCAUUGUUCUUAGCUUUGUUGCAUACACACAUUUCUUGGAUUUCGUUGUGCAGUAUUGACGUGAGAUAAAACUCAACAUUGAAUAAUCUUUCAGUGGUACUUUUCAAAGUCUUCCCCUCCUCUGCCUCAUAAUUAAGGGAAAAGACAAAAUUGAAAGACACACUGUCUUUAUCUAUCCUGGUGUAUGUUGGCACCUUAGCUACUUUUUUUUUUCUUUUUGCACAAGGUGCUUUCCUGAUAUGUUAAACAUGCCAUCUUUGGGUGAUAAUGUAUAUGCCACGAAGGGGCCCAGGCCCCUCAGGGGAGUGUCUAUAAGAACUGCCUAUUUAUGCUCAUUUACCUCAAGACUGUCCUCUCUACCCUUAAUCUAGUUGUCAUCACUCCAUCUUUUGUACUGCUGUUGACACUUACAAAUUAAAGAUAAAUUUUGUUUUAUGA
Molecule: messenger RNA, 8847 nt
Organism: Suricata suricatta (meerkat)
Lineage: Eukaryota; Metazoa; Chordata; Mammalia; Carnivora; Herpestidae
Gene: SOX6
Product: SRY-box transcription factor 6
Exons: 15
Coding region: 5-2491 (828 amino acids)
Biological process (GO): positive regulation of chondrocyte differentiation; central nervous system development; regulation of transcription by RNA polymerase II
Cellular component (GO): nucleus
Molecular function (GO): DNA-binding transcription factor activity, RNA polymerase II-specific; RNA polymerase II cis-regulatory region sequence-specific DNA binding
Source: RefSeq, a predicted model, not a curated record